AUGAGAAGAUAUGAAAUGCAGCAGGCCAGACCUACUGCAGGCUGCCUUUCUGUGCCUCUGUUUACCCAGAAGAAAAGGAGCAGGCUGCCUUUGACAUCCAAUCCCUCUGAGAAUGAAUUCUGCUCCAGCAAUGAAUACAUGUCCACACACAGCGCUGUUUCAUCCAACAACAUAUCUGGUAACACAGAAUAUUUCCAAGAUCAAGACUCAAGCUGUCCUGCACCUGCUGCUCAGAACAGUCAGUGGAACAGACAAGGCAACCAGCAUCAGUCUCAACCACAGUUUCUGUAUCCAAACAGUCGACUUGCACCUGAACCCGUGAGAAGAAACUUUGCACCUCUACCACACCCAUAUAAAGCUGUGAAUACAGGUCCGCAGAUGGGACAGCAACAGCCACCAGUGAGGCAGGACUCCAGAGCCCCUAUAAACCCCAGACAGAGCAACUACAACGGCCCUUGCAGCAGUGGGAACACACAGAGCAAGCCAGUACCCCCAGGUAGCUACUCUCAUAUGGGUCAGCAGCAGCAGUCUGGCUACAGACAGGGACAGGCCAACCCACCAGAGCCUCCUCUCUGCUCCCAGCAGUCUACACCCAUUACCACAACAAGAAGACCAACUCCUGGCCCUCCAAACAGACCAACUCCUAGUCCUGGACCACAGCAGCAGAAGCAGGACACAUCCUGGAAAUUUAAAAUGACCACCAACACUGGGCUACAGAAACAGCUGAUGAACAAUAGAGACAUAUAUCAAACUCAAAAUACCUCUCAGUCUCAGAUCAAACCAGCAACUGAGAACUCUUUGAGGAUCCUGACUGCUGUCAUUGAUGGCAUGAGACACUGGAGCCAGUUCAAGGACAGUGCUCCGUACCUAUUUGAGAUUUUCGCUACUCUUGACUCUGCAGUCACUGCCGGGUCUCAUGGAGCUAAGAACUUCCUCAUGAGAGAUGGGAAAGAGGUGGUGCAGUGUGUCUUCUAUGAAAAUGAGCUGGACCUUCCCAGGCUGAUCCGAGGACAGGUGCAUCGCUGUGUGGGAAACUACGACCGCACCAGGGACACACUCACCUGCAUGUCUGUCAGGGCUGCCCUGCACUCCGAGCAGAUGAAUGCACAGGAGUCUGUCAAAGCAUCGGAUGCUGAGAUGAGGGGCCUGGUGAAAUCACUCAGUGAAGUCUGAUCAGAGGCACAGAAACAUGUAAAGGGCAAUUCAAGGGCAAUACAAUUGUUUUUGUCCAUGGUUCCUUGUGAGUAUCACUAUAUGGCAAGUGUUCUCCUUUUCAUUAGAAACUGCGGGAUCCUAU
Oncorhynchus masou masou (cherry salmon) is the source of this 1297-nucleotide messenger RNA. RefSeq names its product spermatogenesis-associated protein 22-like. Bases 1 to 1173 code for a protein of 390 amino acids. Gene Ontology annotation, biological process: homologous chromosome pairing at meiosis; regulation of meiotic cell cycle; meiotic DNA repair synthesis. The record is from RefSeq and is a predicted model, not a curated record. NCBI's taxonomy places the organism in Eukaryota, Metazoa, Chordata, Actinopteri, Salmoniformes, Salmonidae. The transcript is spliced from 7 exons.